CACAGUGUAAGUCAUAGAGGAAGCUGCAAGAGGAUUGAUAACAAAGGGUGAGAGGCAAAAGGGGCUUUCAACACCAUGAAUUUGUGUCUAAAAUUGAUAGUUCUUGGAUUUCUUCUAUGGGACCAAAAUCAUUUUAUCCAAGGACAAUUGACAACAUCGACAGCACCAGGAACAUUCUCACCCGCACCUCUCUCCACCAUCAGCAUCCAGAGCCUUUCCAAUGACUCUUUACGCUCUUCCGCCAACACGCCAAAUCAGACUCAUGUUGACUCUCCUAACACGCAAGCACCCACCACCAUUGUCCCAAUGAGUGCUCUCAUACUUGCAGACAACAGCACUGCUGUCCAUGAUGCACGCACCCCUCCAACCAUCAACACCACCAUGCUUUCUUUCACAGGUGACUCAAACUUCACUGGCAUUCAAGCACCCACUCAUACCCCCACCUCGGAUCUCACAUCUGCAUUCACUGGCUCAGUAACACCAAGCACUGAUUUCAAGAAUAUCACCUCACCACCAGACGUCUCCCCUUCUCCUCAAGGAGAUGACGAGGCUAAGCCUAAUUGCAGUGGAGUUAACACCGUAAAAGUGAAACCUUUUUCAUACAGCGGACAAUCCCAGAUAUUAGAGCUAGAUGUUCCUGAUCACCUCAAAAAUAAAACCCUGAAGUGCAAACCUGAUGAAUCCAGCUCAGCGGAAUAUAACUUCACACUUCAAAAUUCUACAUUCUCUGUUUCCAUGUGUACACCAACAGAGAUUACAUGCUGGUUUAUGGAGUGCACGGCUAAUGAGACCUUUUCUAUAAACUUGGACGUUCCCCCCAAAAAAGGAAUCUACAUAUUAAAUGCCGCUGUAGAGACAAACAGCAUUCAUUUUCACUGGUACAAUACAAAUGGAAAAAUGUGUGAAGUCUAUGUGACAUCUAACUGUUCAAAUGGUGCAAAAUACUUUUCGGGUCAUGAAGAAGUGGAUGGCCUGGACCCUUUCAUGAACUACAGCUGUACUUCAGAGUUAUUCUAUAAAAAAAAACUGAUAGAGAUAGAAGAGAAAAAUCUUAUGACCAAGAUUGGAUCUCCAGAAGCCGUACAAACAUUAUCAUGUAACACAACUAAAACAACAGCACAUGUUACGUGGAGUAGGCCAAUCAAACCCAAUGGCCCAUUGAGUGGAUAUGAGGUUAUUAUACAAAGGAAGGAUCGCAGGCCAAUGUUUCCCUCAGGGGAGAAUCACCGUUUAGUGUAUACCUCAGACACGGAUCUCCAGAAACUGUUUACAGAACUAGAGCCUUUCACCAACUAUAUUGUCAAGGUGACAGCAUACAAUGAAGAUGCAUCAAAUGGUCGUUUAUCUGGUGAACCUUCUGAAAAAAACUGUAUGACAGAAGCAGGAAAACCAAGCACAAUUAGGUCUGUGGAAGCACGUGUUGCGGGAAAGAAUAACAAAAUCAGGAUUGACUGUAAAGGACCUGAAGUUCGUCCUAAUGGACCUGAAGGACAAUAUAUACUUAAAAUAAAUGAAGAAGAAAUAAAAAGAAAACAAUGUCAGUUUAUUAUUGAAAAUCUGAACUAUCUGAAAACAUACCAAUAUGAGAUCUAUUAUGAUAAUACUAUAUAUAAAGGAGACCCGUACACGGGAAGUGUAACAACUAAAUAUAAUGAUAAGGCUCUCAUUGGAUUUUUGGCAUUUUUUAUAACCAUCACGUGCCUGGCCCUAAUCUUUGUCAUGUAUAAAAUCUACAAUCUGCAAAAAAGAUCUUCACGCAGGGUUAUGGAUAACUUACCUCUAAUUGAACAAGAUGAUGAGAAACAGCUUUUGAACAUUGAGCCCAUCCCAGUGGAACAACUGCUUGAAACAUACAAAAGAAAAAAUGCAGAUGAGGGACGACUAUUCCUUGAUGAAUUCCAGAGCAUUCCACGUGUCUUUAGCAAAUUCCCUAUCAAAGAAGCCAGAAAACCCUGCAACCAACCUAAAAACCGCUACAUUGAUAUUUUACCUUAUGAUGGUAACAGAGUGGUCUUAUCUGAGAUACAUGGAGUACCAGGAUCAGACUACAUUAAUGCCAGCUACAUUAAUGGAUUUAAAGAACCAAGAAAAUACAUUGCUGCCCAAGGCCCCAAAGAGGAAACUAUGAAUGACUUCUGGAGGAUGAUCUGGGAGCAGAAGUCAACUAUCAUCGUUAUGGUCACUCGCUGCGAAGAAGGGAACCGGAACAAAUGUGCUCAGUACUGGCCAUCAAAUGACGAAGGCACAGAGGAUUUUGGAGAUAUCACUGUAAAGAUCACGGAGGAGAAAUUCUUUCCUGAUUACAUCACUCGUAAAUUGCACAUCACUAAUCGGCGUGAAAAGUCAGAGCGUGACAUCACUCACAUCCAGUUCACUGUUUGGCCAGAUCAUGGUGUACCUGAUGAUCCCAACCUCUUGCUAAAAUUACGUCGGAGGGUCAAUGCUUUGAGCAAUUUUUUCAGCGGUCCGAUAAUUGUUCAUUGCAGUGCUGGUGUUGGACGUACAGGAACCUAUAUUAGCAUUGAUGCCAUGUUGGAAGGACUGGAGGCAGAGAACAGGGUGGAUGUCUACGGCUACGUGGUACAGUUGAGACGGCAACGCUGUUUGAUGGUUCAAGUGGAGUCCCAGUACAUCUUCAUACACAAGUCUUUGGUGGAAUACAACCAGUUUGGGGAGACAGAAGUCAAUACAGCUGAGUUACCACAUUUGCUCAACAACAUGAAGAAGAAUGAGCUUCCUUCUGAACCAUCACAGCUGAACUGUGAAUUUCAGAGAUUACCUUCAUAUAAAAACUGGAGACCACAGACAACAGGAAACCACCCGGAUAAUAAAGACAAGAACCGCAACUCCACAGUGGUUCCAUAUGAAUUUAACCGUGUCCAGGUCAAGGUGAAUGAUGAACCAGAAAAAGAGCACAAUGAGAACUCCGAGCUAUCUUCAGAUGAGGACAGUGACUCUGAGGAUACCUUCUAUAUCAAUGCAUCUUACAUAACAGGAUAUUGGGGAACAUACUCAAUUAUAGCAGCUCAAGCACCUCUAAAGACCACAAUUUCAGAAGUUUGGCAAAUGAUCUACCAGAAAAAAAUCAAAGCAAUUGUUAUGCUUUCUGGAUUAAACCAAGAGAACAAUGAGGAGCAAUGUGUGCCAUAUUGGAAAGAAAAGAGCAAGACAUAUGAUGACCUUGAGGUAGAGCUAACAGAAGAAAAUCCAUGUGGUAGUUACACUAAACGCUCUUUUGAGAUCAGACAUACUAAAAGGAAAGAUAUCAAAAAGGUCUCUCACUUCCAUUAUAACCAAUGGGAGGAUGUUUUGCCCAAAGAAACCAAGGAUCUGCUGAAGAUGAUUGAGAAGGUCCGAAAAAACCUUCCAUCCAAGAAACUAGAGGAACAGAGAAGCCGUGACAGAUCAGUUCCUCUCCUUGUUCAUUGCAGUGAUGGAUCCCAGCGAACUGGGACAUUCUGUGCCCUCUGGAAUCUUCUAGAAAGUGCUAAGGUUGAAGAAGUCAUUGAUGUCUUCCAGACAGUGAAACACUUGCGUCGCCAGCGGUCAGGAAUGGUGUCUUCUUUUGAGCAGUAUGAGUUUCUUUAUAAUACCUUGGCCAGCACUGUACCUGUCCAAAACGGUCAGGUCAAGAUAACCAUUCAUCAGGAAGAAAAAAUGCAGACCCAAAAUGAAACGAAGAGCAAAUUCCCAGAAGAACAACAGGGAGUCACAGCCAGCUUAACAGAGGACACUCCACCGAAGGCCAAAGAGGCGGAAACAGUCUCCAACGGACCCAGUGCAGAAGUGUUCACAGAAGUAUCACUGAGAAUAGAUGAAUGACGAGCUGUGAAAAUAUAGAAAACCGUGGAUAGUAGAUGUUAUGUCGUUUGGGUCUUUUAGGUCAACCGAGCGUCUCUCUCAUGAACAAAACUGGUACUUUACAUUGUACGCCUAAGCCAGUGUGCAUUGUAUACUUGCUGUGCACAUUGUGUGAAGCACUGCAUUAACAUCUGUCCUAUAAAUUAGUAUUUGUUUACAUGUA
Messenger RNA from Bufo gargarizans (Asiatic toad), 4024 nucleotides. RefSeq names its product protein tyrosine phosphatase receptor type C (gene PTPRC). Gene Ontology annotation, biological process: positive regulation of peptidyl-tyrosine phosphorylation; negative regulation of protein kinase activity; protein dephosphorylation. Gene Ontology annotation, molecular function: protein binding; protein tyrosine phosphatase activity. NCBI's taxonomy places the organism in Eukaryota, Metazoa, Chordata, Amphibia, Anura, Bufonidae. The record is from RefSeq and is a predicted model, not a curated record. Bases 76 to 3822 code for a protein of 1248 amino acids. The transcript has 35 exons.